AUGGAAACUGGCUGGUCAGGCCAGUCCACCUACUGCAUCCGGGUGAAUGCUAUCGCAGGCAAAGAGCAGUUCAAAACCCAAAGGCCCAGCAAGGACCAGGGAAAGUGCCCACCAGAUGGAGGCAAAGGAUUAAGAUCCAAAGUCCACCUGAAUGCAGUUUUGCUUGAACGCUCUAGUAACCAGGGAAGACGACCCCUGACCAAGAUCGUAGUUCCUAUGAUGACGUGGAGGUUGGGUGAAGUGUUCAGUAAGCAGAAAGCUCAGUCACUUCCUCCCCACCGACCUUAUGAUUGUACAAUUAAGCUGUUCCCUGGAGCUGCCUUUCCCAAGGGACGGUUAUACAGUAUUUCUCGACCUGAGCGGGAAGCCCUGGAGACCUACAUAAAGGAGUCUCUUGCUGCAGGUCUCAUUAGUCCCUCGUCAUCACCCCUGGGAGCUGGAUUUUGUUUUGUGAGUAAGAAGGAUGGCUCUCUUCGACCGUGUAUUGAUUAUCGGGGUUUGAAUGAUAUUACGGUCAAGAACAAGUACCCCUUGCCCUUGAUGAGCUCCGCUUUCGAUUCUUUACAGGGUGCUACUGUGUUUACGAAGCUUGAUCUACGCAAUGCGUAUCAUCUGGUUCGAAUCAAAGAGGGGGACGAGUGGUUGACUGGAUUCAAUACACCUAUGGGACAUUUCGAGUACCAGGUGAUGCCGUUUGGACUUUCCAACGCUCCAGCAGUGUUCCAAAGUUUGGUGAAUGACGUGCUGAGGGAUAUGAUCGGUCUGUUUGUGUUCGUUUACCUGGAUGACAUCCUGAUUUUCUCGAAGGGGCUUACCAGCCACAUCCAGCAUGUUAAGCAGGUCCUGCAGCGGUUAUUGGAGAACCGUCUGUUUGUGAAGGCAGAGAAGUGUGAUUUUCACGCCCACACGACAUCCUUCCUCGGGUACAUCAUCUCCAGGAGUGAGAUCAAGAUGUACCAAGAGAAAGUUCGGGCGGUUCGGGAUUGGGCCCGGCCCGGUACGAGAUUGCAGCUCCAGAGAUUCCUGGGAUUUGCAAACUUCUAUCGGAGGUUUAUCCGUGAUUACAGCCGGGUGGCCGCCCCUUUAACUGCUCUGACGUCUUGCACCAGAAUUUUCUGUUGGACUCCUGGGGCAGACCGAGCAUUUCUGAACUUGAAGAGCCGAUUUCUCUCUCAACCUGACACUUCCCGUCAGUUUGUUGUUGAGGUGGACGCGUCUGAUGUGGGGAACGGCAAGGCGGACGCCUUGUCCCGGAUGUUCUCCAAGACGGAUGAGAGUGGGGCCAAGACUGAGACGAUUCUUCCCCAGAACCUUGUCGUGGGAGCCGUUACAUGGGGGAUUGAGGAGGAUGUGAUGGCGGCCCUUCGGACGCAGCCCGGCCCCGGUAACGGUCCACCCGGUCGGUUGUUCGUGCCUGAGUCGGAGAGGGAUCUUUCGGUUCCUUCUGUCCAGGCCCACAUUCGUCGUUGCCACCGGACCUGGCAUCGGGCCAGGAGGGUCCUCCUUAGAGUUUCUGACCGGUAUCAGAUCCAGGCGAAUCGUCACCAUAUUCCUGCUCCCGCUUUUACCAUCGAAGAUAAGGUUUGGUUGGCUACACGGGAUCUUCGUCUACGGACUGAGUCGAGGAAACUGUCACCAAAGUUCAUUGGUCCGUUUGUGGUGGAGAGAAUCAUUAGCCCUUUUGUGGUCCGACUCAAAUUGCCGGCAACGCUUCGAGUACACCCCACCUUUCAUGUCUCCUGCCUCAAGCCGGUUCUCCUCAGUCCUCUGUUGCCCCCUCCUCCUCGGAUGAUCGGAGGUGGUCCUGCCUACACGGUGCGCCGCAUAAUGGAUUCCAGACGGCGGGGUCAAGGUUUCCAAUAUCUCGUGGAUUGGGAAGGAUAUGGUCCAGAGGAGAGGAGUUGGAUUCCUCGGCGUCAGAUCCUUGAUGACGACCUGCUUCGUGACUUCUACCGUCUCCACCCUGGCGCUCCAGCAUUCUGUGAGGAGGGGUGUAGAAGCGGAGGUACCUGUGUGUCGCCCAACACCUGCGUCUGCCCCUCAGGCUUCACAGGACUCCACUGUGAGACAGACAUUGACGAGUGUGCGGAGGUCCUGAUCCAGUGCCACAUUCACUCCCGCUGUGUUAAUCUGCCGGGCUGGUACCACUGUGAGUGCAGGAACGGUUUCCAUGACAAUGGCUCCUACCUGAUCGACGGGAGUUCCUGCAUCGACAUUGACGAGUGUGCCACGCAGACACACACCUGCUGGAACGACAGUGUGUGUGUGAACCUUCCAGGUGGUUUUGACUGUAUGUGCACAUCUGGACCGACCUGCAGUGGAGACUGUCUUUACGAGGAGGGCCUCAAACACAACGGACAGGAGUGGAACCACAGCCUGGACCACUGCUCCCUCUGCUCCUGCAAGGAUGGGCGCACCUUCUGCAUGAGGAGAGAGUGUCAUUGUGCGGACCCCGAGACAGACCUGUUCUGCUGUCCUGAGUGUGACUCCAGAAAGUCCAGCCAAUGUCUGCACCAGAGUGGACACAUACUGUACCGCAGCAGAGACUCCUGGAUCUACAGCUGCCAGCAGUGCCGCUGCCUGGAGGGAAAGGUGGACUGCUGGCCCCUGGCGUGUCCAGUAUUGGCGUGCAAAUACUCUGCCUUGGUGGAGGGCGAAUGUUGCCCACACUGCGUCUCUGACCCCUGCCUGGCAGACAAUAUCGCCAACGAUAUCAGGCAGACCUGCCAGGACCCUGCUGGCAUCACCCGCCUCAGUAGUGCCACGUGGCCUAUGCCAGGGUCACCCUGCACCACCUGCAAGUGCAAGAAUGGAAGUGUGUGUUGCUCGGUGGAGCUGGACUGCCUUCAGAACAACUAAGCACUCCUCUUUCGGAUGCCGUACUCCUCUCCUCCACUCCAAUCGUUCCAUUCCGCCAAUCCUAGACUGGUCAUACUGUUUGAAGAGCCUACCUUUGGACCUUUUACCACA
This is a messenger RNA of Oncorhynchus masou masou (cherry salmon), 2970 nucleotides long. RefSeq lists its product as uncharacterized. The record is from RefSeq and is a predicted model, not a curated record. NCBI's taxonomy places the organism in Eukaryota, Metazoa, Chordata, Actinopteri, Salmoniformes, Salmonidae. Bases 1 to 2859 code for a protein of 952 amino acids. Gene Ontology annotation, cellular component: cytoplasm. Gene Ontology annotation, molecular function: calcium ion binding; protein kinase C binding; heparin binding. Gene Ontology annotation, biological process: positive regulation of ossification; regulation of osteoblast differentiation. The transcript is spliced from 10 exons.